Messenger RNA from Spodoptera frugiperda (fall armyworm), 5476 nucleotides. It is a transcript of the gene Ypel, whose product is annotated as protein yippee-like. Lineage: Eukaryota; Metazoa; Arthropoda; Insecta; Lepidoptera; Noctuidae. The record is from RefSeq and is a predicted model, not a curated record. The transcript is spliced from 6 exons. Bases 516 to 932 code for a protein of 138 amino acids.
CCCGACAUCGAGUGCCGAGCGACUGUUUUGUUGACGCAGAAGCGCAGCAAAUAAAGUGCGCAGGCAGUGCAACGAUUAUCACGUUCGCAGGCCUCUAAAUAGUGAUGUAAAUAACACAUAGAACGUAAUACAUCGUAAACAUUGACUACAUAAAGUACUUACGACAACAAUAACGAAUGAAAAAAACUCUCAAGUCUAGUGUCGUGAUAAUUCACAGCACCAUAGCAACCGGACAGUGAAAAACUACGACAUAAGUGACCGUCGCGUUUUAAACAAAGAUGCCGUGAUAAAUCAUCAUAAUAAGUAGACAUUAUUGUUUUGAAAAGAGACUCUUGUUCACCGGAGUGCCACAACUCGGGGCCUUCGUGUAUUGGAUGAACAGAAAGAGGGUGGCGGGAUCAAAGUGCGUGCGCGCGGCGCGGUGCGAGAGCGCGCGCGGCAGGUGACCGACGGUGUUCCCGGCUGAUGUGGGCGGCGAGCGCGUGCUGCUCGCGCCAGGCAGCUAGCAGGCACUCAUGCGUGACGGGGUGACUAACCGAGCCGGGGUGGCAGGCGAGGGCGGCGGCAGCGCCACGGCCGCGCGAACCCCCGUGAAGACCUUCCAGGCGUACCUGCCGCCGGCGCACCGCACCUACAGCUGCAUACACUGCCGCGCACACUUGGCCAGCCAUGACGAGCUUAUAUCUAAGUCGUUUCAAGGCAGCCAGGGGCGAGCGUACCUCUUCAAUUCAGUUGUAAACGUGGGUUGCGGGCCGGCGGAGGAGCGUGUGCUUCUGACGGGACUGCACGCAGUCGCCGACAUCUACUGCGAGUGCUGCAAGACCAUGCUCGGAUGGAAAUAUGAGCACGCGUUCGAAUCGAGUCAGAAAUACAAAGAGGGCAAGUUCAUAAUAGAACUGGCUCAUAUGGUGAAGGAGAACGGGUGGGAUUAGGCGCGCGGUCUGCCGGGCCGCGCGCCAGACAACGAGUGUACCAGGCCGGACUUUAGGCCUCAGUGACUACAGUGCUGUUGUGAUAUAUAAUGGUGGUCAAGCGAUGGAAGCCUGCAAACAAAGACUUUCCGAAGCGUCAAUUACCCACGAACAUCUGAUAUGCACCACGAGUGUUCCUUUACGGCCAUAAGGCCCCGAUAAUAGGCCAGCAACGAUGAACUCCCGCCGCGAGCUAGAGCCUUCGUGAUGACGGGUCAGGCGAGUUGGACGGUAGAGCUCGCCUUUGUCCACCGGACGAUCGGGAACAGUCACCUUCGCGCCAAAACUUCAACUGAUACCAAGUAGACAUACAUUAUUGUUUUGGCGCGGAGGAAAAGAUCUUUAAAGCUCUAUAGCUGUACAGAUUGUACGUCGACGUGUAAAUCGGUUGGACUCGAUUAGCAUAUUAUUUUUAUUAUCACAACUAAUUAUUAUUGGGAGGUUGGGCCUGACCGAUUUGCUCGGCGCGUCAGACUGUGAGGAUGUCGCCUUAUGUGCUCUUUUACUUUAAUCGGCUUCAGCGCUUUGGCACCGCCAGUCAACGUAAUGUUAUAUUGUUAUAAAUGUAAGUAAUCGAUCUCAACCGCCCCACGUAAGGGGCAAUGGGCUUAGAAUUUAUUAUUAAUUUUUAAAGAACGAUUUCAUUCACGCCGCGCCUCGCGUCGCCUCGGCGCGGACGUUAGUACAUCGUAAGUUGUCUUAGUUUUUAUAUUAUGUAGCUACGUAUGUACUGUAUUGAGAGAACACUAAUACUUUCUCUUGUCCCUUUUAACCUGUGAUAAGUAUGUUAGUAAUAGAAAUUUGAAUUUCUUGAACGUAUUCUUUCAAGAAGUUGCUCAGAUGUCAGAUGUAUGUUCCUAAUGAUUUCAGCUGUACAAUUUGCUUUUUAUUUUGUUUUGUGAGGAAACUAGUCGAAACUUGGAUGUGUUGUGGAAAGAUGAUUUCCGUUUUAUUUUACUUUGCGCCUGAUUUAGUGAUUUUUUAGUUUUUAAUUGACAUACAUAUACAAUUUUUCGACUGUUCCUCGUGAAUUUUUGGAUAUUCGAUUUUAGUUUUCUAAAUUCAUUAUUUUUUGUUCGAAUAUUUCAUUGGUUGUUGGAAACGCAAUCUGAGCUCAUUUUUAUAUGAACGUAUGUGGUUAGUUAGCCAUCGGACGGUUUUAUUAUUCAUUUAUUGUUUCUGUGUAAUACUUAUUAUCAAUUAGAUACCUUCAUGUAUCCCCUAUAUUUUAUCUUAAUCACUUGGUACUUCAUUUAUAAUUGUAUAAACUUAUCAUUGUAAGAAAUUGCAUGAGCUUCGAUUAUCUAUCGUUAUGUCUAUGUCAAUCGAUCGUAAAACUUGUACGCACUGAUUAAUUUCCCGAAAUCGAUAUCUUAAUAAUUAUAAUCGACUAACUUGACGUCCGACUUCAAUAGUUAUGUAAUUGGAGAAUGUUUUUGUAUUUGAAUUGUAUGACUUUGCCGUCGCAUGAGUGUGAAAGCUCACUAGGCGAUUUGCCUUACUCGACUUCUGUUCUAAAUAAAAAAAAACGUUAUAUUAUCAAAUUUCUUUGGUACCGCCUAAACUUGACAGCUCAAGUCGAUACUAUCUUCCGUUAGGUAUCUGUCUCACCAAUGUUAAGGCCUUAAAUUAUCAAUAAAUAUAGUGAAAAUGUGUGUUAAAUGAAACAUAUUUUUGUGAAUUAACUUAGUGAGCUUUUAACCUAACAGUUGAAUAUCAAGAGCGUUGAUAACUGCCACUAGUAUAUACAUUGUAAUAUACAUAAAUAAUAUAACAAGCUAAGUGAACGCUCGUUUGAUCAUGUGUUGUUUCUGGACACAUUUAUAGUGAAACAGCGGGUUAUUUAACAUAUAAUAUAAUAAUAAUAAUAAAUAUAUUUACAAUAUACUCAACAAACGAUUACGACUUAUUAUGUAUUGUGUACAAAUUAUCACUGAAUUAUAGUAAAAAAGGCAAUAUUUUCACUAAAUUUGUCCAGAACUAUCUUAGCAUUUGGAGUCCAUUUCUAUGCCAGCAUUGUAAGUGUCGAUGCUGACUGAUGUUAUAGUGGACUCUGCCUUUAAAAACUCUGUCUGACGCAGCAUGUCGAUAGUAAACUACACUAAAAACAAUGUCGAGACUACUUCCUUCCGAUUUUUGUCGAUAAUGCAAUUAUUGACGAAAUGUCUUUUCAAACUUGUAUUAUUAAAAAUAAUAUUCAUAUUGUUAAAAAUAUCAGGCAAUAAUGUACCAAUGCGUCAGACAGAUAUUUUAUUGAUACAAUAUUUUUACAAAUAAAAAUAAAUAGUUGGCUACAUUAGAUUGUCGGUUAACCGAAUAAGAACCAUUCGAAUAUCAUUUUAUGUGAAAUGGGACGUUUCUGUUGAUUGGGGAUGAAAAGUUACAACAUACCUGAAUAAAACAUCAUAUAAUAUUGUCUGAAUGGCUUUAGAACCAUUACAAUUUUAAUUCAAUGCAACAAAAUUAUCUUUAAUGUUGCUUUCUCUGUCACACACUUACGAUUUUUACAAGCCAAAAAGAGAUGACCAUAUUUCUAAUCUUCUCCAGUCAACAGAAAUGUCUUGCAAAUUGACUAAUUCACACGUAAAAAUAAGGUCAAACGAUAAUGCAUUACAAGUUCACAAUAUUGUCUGUUUAAUGUAAUCGUGUUAACUGUUAUCAUAGGGUUAAUGUUAAGAUUUGAUGCACAAUGUUCAAUGAAAAUGUUUAAGAGGCUGAGUGCUAGAGGAUAGAUAAAAAAACCCCAUUUGUAUAAAGACACGUUUGACAGAUCGGUCAGAAAGAGGAAGAAUAUUGAUUUAUAUAAUCUGUGACAUUUUCAUAUUUUUCAUCUGUUCAAUUCAAUUCAAUGCACCGUUCAUUGGGUCCUUAUGUUCAUUUCGCACCCUUAGAAUGAAAGUGAGUUAACUCAAAAUUUCUGUAAUAUUCGAUUUUAUCAUAAUAUACUUGCGUUAAAAAACAUAUCUACAACCAAAGUACUAAUCAAUAAAUCAAGUAAAAAUCUAUCGUAUGUCAUGGAAUACGAAAGAUAUACUAAAAUGUAUUCAAUACUAUAAUUUUUUGAGACUUUCUGGCUCAUUUCCCAUAACUUGCAGUUUUUGAAUUGGGUCACUUUCAUUCUAAGGGUGCAUUUCAUGAGUAUACGAAUUUAUCAGGCGGAAUUAGAAAUUAUACUUUUAAACUUUUCCUUUUUUCUUUUAGCUCCUACUAACAUGGGCACAUUGGUAUUAAAUUAAUGAUAUAUCAACAUUUCGAAUUAAGUCACCGUCGACAUAUUAUUGUAUAAAACAUAUGUAUUGUUAUUGUGGAGAGCUAUAGAGUUGACUACUAUACUGGACGUAAUGUUUCGACUAUCACGCAUACAAACAACGCCAUUUUGUGAAAAAUCGAAAGAUUGGGAGCAGUAUUCUAGAGGAAGCCCUAGAAUAGACCUAAAUGUAUCGAUGCCGUGGAUUUCAAUCGUAUAUCGAUAAACAGCGCGCACUACAACAAAAAGGCUUUAAAUCCCGCCCUAUUUAUCGAUAUCGAUAAGAGUUUAGUUUUAUACAGAGAGAUGUAAUAUUUUCAUCCUGAACAUUAUGCAGCACGAUAAUCGAAACUUAUCGAGAUUGUCACAGUAGUAUAGAUUAACACUCUUAGACCCACAAUGUAUUCUUUGACGCAAUUCGACAUGACAGAGAUGAGAAUAAAUAUUAUAUAAUAUGUAUAAAUAUAUAUCUUGAUGAUAGUGAGGGAAAAAUUAACAAAUGAAGCUAGAUAUCUGUGAGGCAUAAUUAAAAGUAUUUUUCUACUUGAUCGUUUAGGAAUGCUAUUAGAUAUUUUUGGACCAUUGUUAAGAUAAAACUAUGAUCAGUAUUCGUGGAGUGAGGAUAAAGAGUUGAUGUUAGUUUUUGUGGUUGUUGGUCGAAGUGAUUGUUGUUGUCAAGAAUAGAGAAAAAGCGCUUUCUAGUUCUAAACAAUGCACCCACACACUAUACCGUAUAGUUUUAGGGCUUCUAACAUAUGUCACAUAUCGAACGUACAGUUGUUUACAUCACUAGUUAUAUCGAUAUCGAUAUUAUCAUGAAAUCGAUAUUUAUUACGAUUGCUAUCGAUUAUUGCCUUCAUCUGUCGUUUUAUUGGCAUCGUAAACGAAGUAUGAUUGCAAGGCAUUUUGCUUUUGAAAGAUUUUUUUUAUGAAAGUUUUUUUAUUUUCUUUACGUAUUUUAGAAGCUCAAAAACGAAGGUCUUGGAGUGUUAACUGAUGACCAAGAUGAAUGAACAGCGUAUUAUAAAAUGGUGCAUUUCAUUAAGUAUAUGUACAUUUCGCAUAUUUUUAAGGUAUCCCGAGUAGUUGUUUACCAAGAAACCGCUUAAUAUUUUUGUAUUUUCCUAGUAUGUAAUGAUGCAUUAUAAAAAAUUCGUGGUGUCUUCUUACGAUCGUGUACGCAUUAUGCUAUAGAUGAGUAAACAUAUUUGGUUGAAAUAAUAAGUGCGUAAUAAAACACAUUUUCGUAUUAAAAAUA